GGCUCUGGGUUUGCAGAGAGCCGAAAUGACCAUGACUGCCAACAAGAAUUCCAGCAUCACCCACGGAGCUGGAGGCACUAAGGCCCCUCGGGGGACUCUGAGCAGGUCUCAGUCAGUCUCUCCACCUCCAGUUCUCUCCCCACCAAGGAGUCCCAUCUACCCCCUCAGUGAUAGUGAAACGUCAGCCUGCAGGUACCCAAGCCGCUCCAGCUCCCGGCUGCUCCUCAAGGACUGGCACCCCCGUGAUCCUUCACCCCAAAAUCCUCAAGCUUCCUCCCCAGACACUUCACCACCCAUUUGUCCCCUCAAGGCCACCAGCUUUGGUUAUUUGGACGGAAGCCCUUCAGUGUGCAAGAGAGAAGACCAGAAGGAGAGUGUUCAAGGGGCAGCCCAGGAUGUAGAGGGGAUAGCUGCUUGCCUCCCUCUUGCCCACAGCACUCCAUCCCUGGGGCCAGCAGCUGGCCCACGGAGCAUCUUUCAAAACCGCACUGGCCCCCGUGCCCACAGCCUGGGCAUCCGGGAGAAGAUUUCAGCAUGGGAGGGUCGCCAAGAGGCUUUGCCCAGGAUGAGCAUGUGUGGAGAGAAACGGGAGGGCUCUGGGGGCGAGUGGGCGGUCAGUGAGGGCUGCCCCAGCGUGGGCUGCCCCAGCGUGGGCUGUCCCAGCGUGGUGCCGUCCCCCUGUAGCUCAGAAAAGACCUUUGAUUUCAAGGGCCUCCGGAGGAUGAGCAGGACCUUCUCUGAGUGUUCCUACCCUGAGACCGAGGAGGAGGGAGAGGCACUCCCUGUCCGGGACUCUUUCCACCGGCUGGAGAAACGGCCAGGCCGGAGUGAGCCCAGUGCCUUCCUCAGGGGGCAUGGUAACAGGAAGGAGAGCUCAGCAGUGCUGAGUCGCAUCCAGAAAAUUGAACAGGCCCUGAAGGAGCAACCAGGCCGGGGACUCCCCCAGCUCCCCAGCAGCUGCUACAGUGUAGACCGAGGGAGAAGGAAGCCUGGGACCUUGGGCGCCUUGGAGGAACCCACAGGAAGCGCCAGUGUGAGCGCUGGCAUCCGGGCAGGAGGAGUGGCUGGAGUUGGGGGGGAGGCGGGCCCACCCCUGGAGAGGGAAAGCAGUGGCUCCACUAAGACAGGGACCCCUGGGAAUAGCCCGAGCUCCCAGCUGCUGCCAUCGAAGAGCUCCCCAGAUCCCGCUGUGAAUCCUGUCCCCAAACCCAAGCGCACCUUUGAAUAUGAGGCCGACAAGAACCCCAAGAGUAAGCCAAGCAAUGGUCUACCUCCUUCACCCACGCCUGCUGCUCCACCACCCCUGCCCUCCACCCCAGCCCCACCAGUCACCCGGAGACCCAAGAAGGACGUGCGUGGGCACCGCAAGUCCCAGAGCAGAAAAUCCUUUGAGUUUGAGGAUGCAUCCAGUCUCCAGUCCCUGUACCCCUCUUCUCCCACUGAGAAUGGUACUGAGAGCCAACCCAAGUUUGGAUCCAAAAGCACUUUAGAAGAGAAUGCCUAUGAAGAUAUUGUGGGAGAGCUGCCCAAGGAGAAUCCAUAUGAGGAUGUGGACUUGAAGAGCCGAAGAGCGGGACGAAAAUCCCAGCAACUGUCUGAGAAUUCCUUGGACUCUUUGCACAGGAUGUGGAGUCCUCAGGACAGGAAGUACAACAACCCACCUACUCAGCUCUCCCUGAAACCCGGCAGCCAGUCCCUGCGCAGUGGGAACUGGUCGGAAAGGAAGAGCCACCGGCUGCCACGAUUACCCAAGAGGCACAGCCAUGACGACAUGCUGCUGCUGGCUCAGCUGAGCCUGCCGUCUUCACCUUCCAGCCUCAAUGAGGACAGCCUCAGCACCACGAGCGAGCUGCUCUCCAGCCGCCGGGCCCGCCGCAUUCCCAAGCUUGUCCAAAGAAUUAACUCCAUCUACAAUGCCAAGAGAGGAAAGAAGAGGUUAAAAAAACUGUCUAUGUCCAGCAUUGAGACAGCGUCACUGAGAGAUGAGAACAGUGAGAGCGAGAGCGACUCUGACGACAGGUUCAAAGCCCACACGCAACGCCUAGUCCACAUCCAGUCGAUGCUGAAGCGUGCGCCCAGUUAUCGAACGCUGGAGCUGGAGCUGCUUGAGUGGCAGGAGCGGGAGCUUUUUGAGUACUUUGUGGUGGUGUCCCUCAAGAAGAAGCCAUCGCGGAACACCUACCUCCCUGAAGUCUCCUACCAGUUUCCCAAGCUGGACAGACCCACCAAGCAGAUGCGGGAGGCGGAGGAGCGGCUCAGGGCCAUUCCCCAGUUUUGCUUCCCGGAUGCCAAGGACUGGCUCCCUGUGUCAGAGUAUACCAGUGAGACUUUUUCUUUCAUGCUGACUGGGGAGGAUGGCAGCAGACGCUUUGGCUACUGCAGGCGCUUACUGCCAAGUGGGAAAGGACCUCGGUUGCCAGAGGUAUACUGUGUCAUCAGCCGCCUUGGCUGCUUCGGCUUGUUUUCCAAGGUCCUAGAUGAGGUGGAGCGACGGCGUGGGAUCUCUGCUGCGUUGGUCUAUCCGUUCAUGAGAAGUCUCAUGGAGUCGCCCUUCCCUGCUCCAGGGAAGACCAUCAAAGUGAAGACAUUCCUGCCAGGUGCUGGCAACGAGUGCUGGGCCUGGGCUCAGGUACUUUGUCUCUGUUUGUCCACCAGUACCCUGUCCAGCUGCUCCCAUGCGGUGGUGGCCUUGCUGUACCCCUUCUCCUGGCAGCACACCUUCAUUCCUGUCCUCCCGGCCUCCAUGAUUGACAUCGUCUGCUGUCCCACCCCCUUCCUGGUUGGCCUGCUCUCCAGCUCUCUCCCCAAACUGAAGGAGCUGCCAGUGGAGGAGGCACUGAUGGUGAAUCUGGGAUCUGACCGAUUCAUCCGACAGAUGGAUGAUGAGGACACGCUGUUACCUAGGAAGUUACAGGCAGCUCUAGAGCAGGCUCUAGAGAGGAAGAACGAACUGAUCUCCCAGGACUCUGACAGCGACUCUGAUGAUGAAUGUAAUACCCUCAAUGGGCUGGUGUCGGAGGUGUUUAUCCGGUUCUUUGUGGAGACUGUUGGGCACUACUCCCUCUUUCUGACCCAGAAUGAGAAGGGGGAGAGGGUCUUUCAGCGAGAGGCCUUCCGCAAGUCUGUGGCCUCCAAGAGCAUCCGCCGUUUUCUCGAGGUUUUUAUGGAGUCUCAGAUGUUUGCUGGCUUCAUCCAAGACAGGGAGUUAAGGAAGUGUCGGGCAAAGGGCCUCUUUGAGCAGCGAGUGGAGCAGUAUUUAGAGGAGCUCCCCGACACUGAGCAGAGUGGGAUGAAUAAGUUCCUUCGAGGCUUGGGCAACAAAAUGAAGUUCCUCCACAAGAAGAAUUAAGCUCCUUUCCCAGUAACAGAGUCCAGUGCCUUGCAGAGCCUGGAGCCUGGGGAGGGGGCUUAGCCUGGGACCCUCUGGGCUGCUGUGGCUGCUCUGCCCCCACAGACCCCACCCUCCAAGCCAGCCCACCCCUGCCUUCACAAUAUCCCAGGAUACUGUUUGUAAAUAAUCUGCUGUAAGCUUUCUUAUCUGUUUUUGUAACAAGCAAAGAGAAUCUGGUAAAUAUUUGUAUAUUCCCAAGGGGCUGGGUGCUUUCCUGCCCUGCCUGAGCAUGGAUCAAUUUUGCUGGGUGCUGGUGACUGGCCAAUUAUGUGCAGCUGACUGUCUCAGCCGAACCACUGAUCUUCCCUUGGAGGCUCCUGGCCUGCCUGCCUGCCUGAGGCCCCUGCUGCCAGUCUUGGGCCCUGGAGAGCAGAUGCUAUCUUGUUAUGUACAGGAGGACUAUUUUUUUUUUAAAAUCUUAGAGUUUCUAUUUUUUUUCUAGUAGUCCCCCUCCCCUAACCCUGUUUCUGAAGGGCACAGGCCAAUCAAUCCCCGUUUGCAGCAUGGUACCAGGCUCUGGGACCUGGCCUUCUUUUGCUCCUCCCACCUCAGUGAUGGUCAGUGAGUCAUGGGAAGCCCACCCCCUGGCUCUGCCAGUGCUCUCCAGGCCCAGCUCCGUCAGUGGCGGCCAUGAUGCGGUACAGGGCAUCCCUCCUUCCCACCAUCUACGGGUGUUCUCAAUAAACAAUGUACAGUUGUUUGGGCCCAGA
Hipposideros armiger (great roundleaf bat) is the source of this 4101-nucleotide messenger RNA. RefSeq names its product DENN domain containing 2B (gene DENND2B). The transcript has 18 exons. Bases 26 to 3349 code for a protein of 1107 amino acids. Gene Ontology annotation, biological process: positive regulation of ERK1 and ERK2 cascade. The record is from RefSeq and is a predicted model, not a curated record. Lineage: Eukaryota; Metazoa; Chordata; Mammalia; Chiroptera; Hipposideridae.